Pectinophora gossypiella (pink bollworm) is the source of this 5879-nucleotide messenger RNA. It is a transcript of the gene cac, whose product is annotated as voltage-dependent calcium channel type A subunit alpha-1. The coding region runs from base 147 to 5879 and encodes 1910 amino acids. Lineage: Eukaryota; Metazoa; Arthropoda; Insecta; Lepidoptera; Gelechiidae. The record is from RefSeq and is a predicted model, not a curated record. The transcript has 42 exons. Gene Ontology annotation, cellular component: voltage-gated calcium channel complex; membrane. Gene Ontology annotation, biological process: chemical synaptic transmission; calcium ion import across plasma membrane. Gene Ontology annotation, molecular function: calcium ion binding; high voltage-gated calcium channel activity.
UUGAGUCAAAAUUUCGUUUUUGUUGAUCUAAUAAUAUACAAUAACAAUAUUAAAUAGUGUUAUGAAGUGUAUGAGUAAUAGUGUAGUGUGUUAAAUAGUGUUUAAGUGGAAAACCUAGCCUGGAAUUAACAAAUGUUUGUAUUUCAAUGGAUUCUCUGUCGUUGGCGGCAGCGCAAGAGGCGGCGGGCGCGCAGGCCCGCGCGGCGUCAGCUGAUACCAUGGGCGGCGCGCACCAACCCGCUACUCCAGGGCCGAGCUCGCUCUUCAUAUUAUCCGACGAAAAUCCUAUUCGGAAGUAUACAAAAUUCAUCAUCGAGUGGCCGCCCUUCGAGUACGCGGUGCUACUUACCAUCAUCGCCAACUGUGUGGUGCUGGCGCUGGAGGAGCAUCUGCCCAACGGCGAUAAGACCAUCUUAGCACAGAAUCUGGAAGCGACCGAGGCAUACUUUUUAGGAAUAUUUUGUGUAGAAGCCUCGUUGAAAAUAUUAGCCCUAGGUUUUGUUUUACACAGGGGAUCGUAUCUUAGGAACAUUUGGAACAUAAUGGAUUUUUUCGUAGUAGUAACCGGUAUCAUCACGCAGCUGCCAGUGGCGCCAGCCGACGUCGAUUUCAGGACCUUGCGCGCCAUUAGGGUGUUGAGGCCCCUUAAAUUAGUAUCGGGCGUUCCUAGUCUGCAAGUUGUCUUGAAGUCCAUCAUCAAGGCAAUGGCGCCCUUGCUGCAGAUUGGCUUGUUGGUGCUCUUUGCGAUCGUCAUCUUCGCCAUCAUCGGCCUGGAGUUCUAUUCCGGGGCGCUGCAUAAGACUUGUUAUAGUUUAGAAGAUAUUAAUGAAAUAAUGACUGAUGGCGAGUCACCCACCCCGUGCAACGCCGACAACGAGACGCUAGCCCCGUACGGCGCGAACGUUUGCAUGUACGACAAGAGCACGUGUCUAGAAAAAUGGGAAGGGCCGAACCGUGGCAUCACCUCUUUUGAUAACAUCGGCUUCGCUAUGCUUACCGUCUUCCAGUGCAUCACGAUGGAGGGCUGGACUGCCAUCCUCUAUUGGACGAAUGACGCGUUAGGUAGUGCGUUCAACUGGGUUUACUUUGUGCCUCUCAUAGUAUUGGGUUCAUUCUUUAUGCUCAAUUUAGUUCUCGGUGUCCUUAGCGGUGAAUUCGCUAAAGAAAGAGAGAAAGUAGAAAAUAGACAAGAAUUUCUUAAGUUAAGAAGACAACAGCAGCUAGAAAGAGAACUCAACGGUUAUGUUGAGUGGAUAUGUAAAGCAGAGGAAGUUAUAUUAGCAGAAGAAAGAACAACAGAAGAAGAAAAGAUGCACAUAAUGGAAGCUCGGAGAAGAGCAGCAGCCAAGAAGAAAUUAAAAAACCUUGGCAAGAGUAAAAGCACUGAUACCGAGGAAGAAGAGCAGGAUGAAGACUGUGGAGACGACGUUCCAAAGAAAAAGCAAGGUUUUUUGAAGAGUAAAACACGGUCGGCCGGCAAAUGCGCGGAUUUCUGGCGUGCCGAGAAGAGGUUUCGCUUCUGGAUCCGACAUACAGUGAAGACUCAAUGGUUCUAUUGGUUCGUCAUAGUCUUGGUGCUCUUCAAUACAAUAUGCGUCGCUGUCGAGCACUAUAGACAACCUAAGUGGUUAACUUCAUUUUUAUACUAUGCCGAAUUUGUGUUCCUGGGGUUGUUCAUGAUGGAGAUGUGGGUAAAGAUGUACGCGUUGGGACCUCGCAUCUACUUCGAGUCCUCGUUCAACCGGUUCGACUGUGUGGUUAUCUCCGGUUCAAUUUUCGAGGUCGUCUGGUCUGAGGUCAAGGGGGGCUCUUUCGGUCUUUCUGUGCUUAGAGCUUUAAGACUGCUAAGGAUAUUCAAGGUUACAAAAUACUGGUCAUCACUCCGCAACCUGGUGAUAUCCCUCCUCAACUCAAUGAGAUCCAUCAUCUCGCUGCUGUUCCUUCUGUUCUUGUUCAUUCUUAUCUUCGCUCUACUGGGGAUGCAGCUCUUCGGAGGCCAGUUCAACUUUGAGGAAGGCACUCCGCCAACCAACUUCAACACCUUUCCUAUUGCGCUGCUUACUGUCUUCCAGAUUCUAACAGGUGAAGAUUGGAACGAAGUGAUGUACGACGGUAUCCAGUCUCAGGGUGGCAUCCAGCGAGGCAUGAUCUACUCAUUGUACUUCGUGAUCCUCGUUCUGUUCGGGAACUACACCCUGCUAAACGUGUUCCUUGCUAUCGCUGUCGACAAUUUGGCAAAUGCUCAAGAAUUGACAGCGGCUGAAGAGGAACAGGUUGAGGAAGACAAGGAGAAGCAGCUCCAAGAAUUGGAGAAAGAGAUGGGUGCAUUACACGCGGUGGAUGGGACGCCACCUAUAAGUCCUUCAUCACCAACGAGUAGGAAGAACAAGAAGAAAGAAGAGGCCAAAAAAGAUGAUGAGGAGAUACCAGAUGGACCAAAACCAAUGCUGCCAUAUUCGUCCAUGUUUAUUUUGUCACCUACUAAUCCAAUUAGGCGAGGCGCACACUGGGUUGUAAAUUUAAGAUAUUUUGAUUUUUUUAUCAUGAUAGUUAUAUGUAUGAGUUCUGCAGCUUUAGCAGCUGAAGACCCCGUAGUCGAAGAGAGUGAUAGGAACAAGAUCCUAAACUGCUUCGACUACGCAUUCACCGGUGUGUUCACCGUGGAGAUGUUGCUGAAGAUCGUCGAUCUGGGCAUCCUGUUCCACCCCGGCGCGUACCUGCGUGACUUGUGGAACAUCAUGGAUGCCGCGGUCGUCAUCUGUGCCCUAGUUAGCUUCAGUUUUGAAAUCGGAGGCGUAAAAAAGGGGGCGGGACAAAAUUUGUCCACAAUAAAGUCGUUACGAGUGUUAAGAGUGCUCAGACCAUUGAAAACUAUAAAACGUGUUCCAAAGUUAAAAGCAGUGUUUGACUGUGUUGUGAACUCUUUGAAAAAUGUCAUUAACAUUCUCAUUGUGUACAUAUUGUUUCAAUUCAUAUUCGCUGUAAUCGCGGUUCAACUUUUUAAUGGUAAAUUUUUUCACUGCAACGAUAUCAGUAAGAAUACCUUUGAAGACUGCCAAGGGUCGUACUUCGUCUACGAGUCAAACAGUCUGCUGCCGAAGGUGGCGAAACGUCAGUGGACGACGCAGUCCUUCCAUUACGAUAACGUCGCCACUGCCAUGCUAACGCUAUUUGCGGUGCAGACGGGGGAAGGGUGGCCACAAGUAUUACAAAAUUCAAUGGCUGCCACUUACGAAGAUAGGGGACCCAUACAAAAUUUUCGAAUAGAAAUGUCCAUAUUUUAUAUAGUUUACUUUGUAGUGUUUCCGUUCUUCUUUGUUAACAUAUUCGUAGCUCUGAUAAUUAUCACAUUUCAAGAGCAGGGUGAAGCAGAGUUGCAAGACGGUGAAAUUGAUAAAAAUCAGAAAUCAUGUAUAGACUUUACGAUAGAAGCGCGACCUCUCGAGAGGUAUAUGCCAAGCAAAAGGGCGAGUUUUAAGUACAAAGUGUGGAGAAUAGUCGUCUCUACGCCCUUCGAGUACUUCAUCAUGACUCUCAUUGUUCUCAACACACUGCUGCUCAUGAUGAAGUACUAUAAUCAAAAUGACCUCUACGCGGAUGUCCUCAAGUAUUCGAAUAUGGGGUUUACUGGAAUGUUUUCCGUGGAAACGGUGUUGAAAAUCAUCGCUUAUGGUGUCAAAUUUCACGAGGCUCCACCACUACUCAUGGACAUGCUAACAUUCAUGAACCUCGUCUUUACGUUCUUCUUCCUUCUCGAGACCGUUUUGAAGCUGAUUGCCUUCGGAUGUACGAAUUUUUUCAAAGAUCCGUGGAAUACAUUUGAUUUCAUAACGGUCAUUGGAAGUAUUAUUGAUGCCCUCAUUAUGGAGUUUGGCGAGAACACGUUUAAUGUCGGUUUCCUACGCCUGUUCAGAGCCGCGCGACUGAUCAAGCUGCUCAGGCAGGGUUAUACUAUUCGGAUACUACUCUGGACAUUCGUACAGAGUUUCAAAGCCUUACCCUAUGUGUGCCUUCUCAUCGCGAUGCUUUUCUUCAUCUACGCCAUCAUCGGGAUGCAGGUGUUUGGCAAUAUAGAAUUAUCAGCAGACAAUGAUAUAAACAGACACAACAAUUUUCGAAGCUUCAUUCAAGGACUUAUGCUGCUAUUCAGAUGCGCAACGGGCGAGUCGUGGCCGAACAUCAUGCUGGCGUGUCUCAAGCCUGCCAAGUGCGAUAAGGCGGCUGGAAAGUCCUCCAACGAGGUUUGCGGCAGCACCCUUGCCUACGCCUACUUCGUGUCCUUCAUUUUCUUCUGCUCCUUUCUUAUGUUGAAUCUGUUCGUUGCCGUCAUCAUGGACAACUUCGACUACUUAACGAGGGACUCGUCCAUCCUCGGCGCUCAUCAUCUUGAUGAAUUUGUUAGAAUAUGGGCCGAAUACGACCCGAACGCCACGGGGAAGAUCCACUAUACAGAAAUGUACGAUAUGUUGAAGAAUAUGGAUCCUCCACUGGGGUUUGGCAACAAAUGUCCAAACAGACUAGCAUAUAAGAAACUAAUUAGAAUGAAUAUGCCGCUAGACGACGAAGGAAAAGUUAAUUUUACGACAACACUAUUUGCCUUAAUUCGGGAAAACCUCAACAUCAAGAUGAGAUCAGCCGAAGAAAUGGACCAAGCAGACGAGGAGCUAAGAGAAACGAUAACUCACAUAUGGCCGCUUCAAGCAAAGAAGAUGUUAGACUUGUUGGUGCCUCGAAACGACGUACUUAAUGCAGGGAAACUGACGGUGGGGAAGAUCUACGCGGGCCUGCUCAUCUUGGAGAGUUGGAGAUCGACUAGGUUUGGCCAGACUGAACCACAGGGCGUUCCGAAGGCGUCCUUCUUUAACUGCCUGCUGGACGUGGCGGCGGGGAUGAACACGGGCUCGCGGGCGGGCUCGCUCAGUCAUGAGCCGCCGGAGCCGCACCCGGAGCAUCCUCAUGUCGACGACCACACCCUAGCCAACCUCGCCCGGCGAAGCACAAGAAAAUCACUCAAGAACAACAAAAAGGUGUUGGAGUUACAAGAUGUGGGAUCGCAUCACGCCUCUAUGGAGUCGCUAGACGAGGCGAGGCUGCAGGCGCCGCAUGUGUACCAAAACGGUCACCAUGGCAGGUCAUCUAGCUUAAGACGAACGCCGAGCCCGAGGAGACGAGGCCACUACGGAGGCUACCACCACGACAUCGGCUUCUCAGAUACCGUCAGCAACGUCGUCGAGAUAGUCAAGCACGAACACCAAAGACACGGGCGAACGCACAGGGCGCCCCACCACUAUCACCCACAUGCAGGGAAGGAGUGGAGGGCGCCGCACCCCACGACCAGCCUGAGCCAGCCCUCGAGGUCGCCCAGCCCGCCACACCACACCUACGUUUGGGCACCGAUAGGUGGUGAUCGCGAGAGAGAACGAGACCGCGAGUGGCGGGAGUGGCGCGAGCGGUCGUGGGAGCGAGAGGGCGCGCGGCGCGGCCGCGGCCGCCAGCUGCCGCCCACGCCCACCAAGCCGUCCACGCUACAGGUCAAGCAGCAGCCACCGUUCACCAGAAUCAGCCACAGCCCCUCGCACUUAUCGUUAAGGCACACGGUCAGAGAGCCCGUGGAGCCUCUACACGACGAGUACGAGUACGGCCGAGAAGUUGAAAGACUGAUACACCGAGACUAUAGAUCUAGAGAAAGACGCGGCAGAGGCUUCGAGUCCGACCGGGCACGCACGUACGAGGCGCCGCUGUCGUACGAGGCGGCGCUGGCGCUGGGCCGCGGCGGCGGCGCGCGCGCCCUGCCGUCGCCGGCGCCGGCGCCGCGCCUGCCCAACGGGUACAAGCCGCGCGCGCGCCACUCCGACUCGGACGAGGACGACUGGUGCUAG